This is a messenger RNA of Aphanomyces astaci, 510 nucleotides long. RefSeq lists its product as hypothetical. The coding region runs from base 1 to 510 and encodes 169 amino acids. The record is from RefSeq and is a predicted model, not a curated record. The transcript has 4 exons. NCBI's taxonomy places the organism in Eukaryota, Oomycota, Saprolegniomycetes, Saprolegniales, Verrucalvaceae.
AUGCGCGUAUCGCGCUGGACAGGAGACAUUGAAGCACAGAAAGUACUUCAAGGACUAGUCGACCAAGGCAAGAUCGACGGAGGGACUGAGCCACAAGAACCACGUGCACUCGCCCCAGAAGUAUUCAAACACUUAAACAACCAAGUAUGCAGCCUACACAUUCGCAACACCAAAAGGGCGAACAAUCUCCCUGUCACAACGAAACGUGCCCGAAGCACACGCUGUAUCGUCACCGCGGACGACACUGAGGCCGACAUCCCCCAACUCGGGCACGUGCUGCAAGCUCUAUGCUCGGUGCAAGUGAAUGAACCACCACGAGAGACAAGCAAGACAAAAGAGUGGUUUGUCAGUGUUGCGGUGACUCUCAUGUGGGGGUUCAAAGCAGGGACCCUUGUGAUUACAUCCGAAGAUCCAUCAACGUUGGUCAAGGUCAAGUCCGUGUACUUUGUUUCCGUCCAACACGUCCACUUUUGCGACUUGCUAUGUCAUUGCAUAUCGUUUGAGCCGUAG